Nannizzia gypsea CBS 118893 is the source of this 1542-nucleotide messenger RNA. RefSeq lists its product as hypothetical. The transcript has 3 exons. Bases 1 to 1542 code for a protein of 513 amino acids. NCBI's taxonomy places the organism in Eukaryota, Fungi, Ascomycota, Eurotiomycetes, Onygenales, Arthrodermataceae. The record is from RefSeq and is a predicted model, not a curated record.
AUGCAAAACGACACUUUAGAUGCGUUAAAGGCGUAUUUCGAUAAGGUCUAUACGGACAAUGAUAUAUUGCUGGGCCUUCUGAAUUCCUGCGAUGACGACAAGGACCAUCCACCGGAAUAUACUGCUAGUCAGGGCUUUAAAUUCAAUUCAGAUGAUUGGAAGGCGUUCAUAACCUUAGUGGAUGCUGGUCCUAAUUUUGAAUUGCGUGUUGCGGGAGGCGUAUAUCGUUUUGAUAGUAACGCUAUGGGCUUUUGGGAGUUAAUGGUUCAUUCCGCUACUGGGAAGAUCUACGUGGAUGGAAAUCUAGUGACAAGUCAAAGUGUGGAUAACCAGGGAUGGGUCACCUUCACAACCGCAUCAUCCGACAACUUCCGAGUUCAGUUUCAAUGUGAAUUCCCAACGCAAGACCCCCCGGUAACACCAGGCUUUUCAGGAGAAACCUGGAAGAGCGAAAAUGUCGGACAAAAGACCUCCAUUACUGCUAAGCGGUAUCAUCCUUGGGGAAAUUGCUUGGAGAAGGAGUGCACCAGCCAGAUGAUUUCGAACCCACGCAGCGAUGUAUCAGAGGAAACGGCUGUUGCUGCAGUCAAUGUCCGCGAGGAUGCCGCGGCUGAGUCACUGGCGAUGGCUCUGGAUUUAAUUGGCAUCCAAAAGAAACCCACAGGCCUCUCCACUGCAGCCACAACUGUCAACAGUGUUGAUAAAGGCGACCUGUUUCUCGGCACCUUCCACCUCCUAUUCACAGUGGCGGCAGCUGGAGUUGGAGUCUUGUAUUUUCAGCUCAUAGGCGGAGCAGUUGGAACAGCGGCAGGGGGCUUUUCAAUCGGUUUCAUCACGGCUUUGAGAAAUUAUGGCAUCGAGGGAUGCUCCCGUGGCCUCAAAACUGACGUGAAACUAACGUAUGUGGAUUUCGACCAGAUGUUGGAUGAAAGGAUCAGAGAGGUUGUCGGUAAACUGAGUCUGGAGCAGACAAGGGAUCCGGAUCUGUCCAAAAUCGUCAAGGAAAAACUCGAAGGGAAUUAUAAACUUUAUCUACACGAGAAACUGGACGAUGGUGUCUACAAAAGAUACCGUUACUUCAGGAAGUAUUGGACUCGAGAGUUUAAGGAGGCAUAUGCGGCCGCAGUCAAAGAAAAGUGCGAGGAGCAAGUGCCUUCCAUCGAGGUUGAAAGCCUACUCCAACGAUACAUUGACAAAAAAAUGGCGGACCAUGUAUUACCGGACGACAUCUUAAAGCUGGGGGAUGAGAUCAAAUCUGAAGAAACCGACAGAGACAAAAAACUUAGUCAAAUAACGGAUCCGCCUGGUACCCCUGAAUGGAGGGCAAAGGCGAAAGUUAUCAAGGACGAAUUCGAAAAGAAAGCAAAGGACAUUCAAGAUGAUAUCGAUAAAAAAACCAAGGAUAAGACAGAGCGUGAAGAACGUUCUACUGAAUUGAAGUUAAAGGAGGCAAGAAAAGAGGUUACGGAGGAGAUGGACAGGCGACGGAAAGAAUACAAUCAAGGCCGCAUUCGUAAGGAACUGGAGGGAUUGAUCCCUUGA